AUGGCUCGUAGCAGCGCCUGCAAGACUUUGGCUGCGUCAUGCGUCUUCUUGCUGGCGGCCUGUGCGGCGGCAUCGCACGUCAAGGGAGCCCCAGCAGCCAUCGAGAGUCUAAGCUUGGAGGAGCUUGAUGGCCAGCUUCAGACAUGCCCCGUCAUCCAGGAACUCAACGCCGCCAAGCGGGCGCAUUUCGAAACCGCGCCCUCCUCCCUCACGACGAAGCUCUUCUCCGUGCUCUUCCCCGGCUCGCCCGCCGUCAACGCCCUCCUCGCCACGCUCUACAUCUCCGGCCCGCCCAACUUCCUGCUGGCCCUCGUCCCGACCAACAUCGACCCUUCCUCGCUGUCCGUCAUGGUGGCCUUUGCCGUGGGCGGGCUGCUGGGCGACACGCUCUUCCACCUGCUGCCCGAGAUCUUUGUCGGCGAGGACGAGCCGGACAGGGCCCGGUUUGUGCUCGUCGAGCCGAACCGCAACCUCAUCCUCGGACUGGGCAUCUUGGUCGGCUUCAUGACGUUUGUGGCCAUGGACAAGGGACUGCGGAUUGCGACGGGUGGCGCUGGACACGAUCACUCCCACGGACAUUCGCAUGAUGAGGGACGUGUUGCGAACGCGGAUGUCGGCAUCUCCACGGGGGCAAACACGCUCAAGAACGAGGCUAAAUCGCGAAAGACGAACAAGGGCGACAAGCAGAGCCGAGUCGACGAGUCGAAGCAGCUCAAGGAGAUCAACCCCAGCGUAAAGCUAGGAGGCUAUCUCAACCUAAUCGCCGACUUCACCCACAACAUCACCGACGGCCUCGCCAUGUCCGCCAGCUUCUACGCCUCCCCCACCAUCGGCGCAACCACCACCGUCGCCGUCUUCUUCCACGAGAUCCCCCACGAGGUCGGCGACUUUGCCCUCCUCGUCCAGUCCGGCUUCUCCAAGCGCGCCGCCAUGGCCUCCCAGUUCGUCACCGCCAUCGGCGCCUUCAUGGGCACCCUCAUCGGCAUCGCCGUCCAGGAGUUUGGCUCCGGCGCCGGUGACGACGGCGAGAGCAUGGCCCGGAACGCGGGUCUGUGGGGGACGAGCCUUACAUGGGGCGACAUGUUGCUGCCUUUCACGGCCGGAACUUUCUUAUACGUCGGCACCGUCGCCGUCAUCCCGGAACUGCUAGAGACUGGUCCCAACAAGAUGCUAGAGCUGCGCAAGACGCUGACGCAAUUCACAGCCGUUGCUGUCGGCGCGGGCAUCAUGCUGUACAUUUCAUGGCACGAGUAA
Molecule: messenger RNA, 1254 nt
Organism: Trichoderma aggressivum f. europaeum
Lineage: Eukaryota; Fungi; Ascomycota; Sordariomycetes; Hypocreales; Hypocreaceae
Exons: 4
Coding region: 1-1254 (417 amino acids)
Biological process (GO): intracellular zinc ion homeostasis; zinc ion transmembrane transport
Cellular component (GO): membrane
Molecular function (GO): zinc ion transmembrane transporter activity
Source: RefSeq, a predicted model, not a curated record